Messenger RNA from Castor canadensis (American beaver), 1748 nucleotides. It is a transcript of the gene Snrnp70, whose product is annotated as small nuclear ribonucleoprotein U1 subunit 70. The record is from RefSeq and is a predicted model, not a curated record. Gene Ontology annotation, molecular function: U1 snRNA binding; mRNA binding. Gene Ontology annotation, cellular component: U2-type prespliceosome; U1 snRNP; precatalytic spliceosome. Gene Ontology annotation, biological process: mRNA splicing, via spliceosome. NCBI's taxonomy places the organism in Eukaryota, Metazoa, Chordata, Mammalia, Rodentia, Castoridae.
GUUCCGUCGCGAGCUGAGGCCGCGCGGGUUUCUGCGUAGCGGCCUGGUGCGCGCGCUGGGCCGGCGACAGAAGGCGAUCAAAGCGGGCGCGGACGCAGUCGAAGCCUGAGCAGGAGUCCUUGUUGCUGAGGGGCUGCCGCAGCCGCCGCGAGCCCCAGGACUAGCGUCAAGCAGAGGAGGGAGCCGCGCGGCGGACUUGGCGAGAUGACGCAGUUCCUGCCGCCCAACCUUCUGGCCCUUUUUGCCCCCCGUGAUCCCAUCCCAUAUCUGCCACCCCUGGAGAAGCUGCCACAUGAAAAACACCACAAUCAACCUUACUGUGGCAUUGCGCCCUACAUCCGAGAGUUUGAGGAUCCUCGAGAUGCCCCUCCUCCGACUCGUGCAGAAACCCGGGAGGAACGCAUGGAGAGGAAGAGACGGGAAAAGAUUGAACGGCGACAGCAGGAAGUAGAGACAGAGCUAAAAAUGUGGGACCCUCACAAUGAUCCCAAUGCUCAGGGUGAUGCCUUCAAGACUCUUUUCGUGGCAAGAGUGAACUAUGACACAACAGAAUCCAAACUGCGGAGAGAGUUCGAGGUGUACGGACCCAUCAAAAGAAUACACAUGGUCUACAGUAAGAGGUCAGGAAAGCCCCGAGGCUACGCCUUCAUUGAGUAUGAACAUGAGCGAGACAUGCACUCCGCUUACAAGCACGCAGACGGCAAGAAGAUCGAUGGCAGGAGAGUCCUUGUGGAUGUGGAAAGGGGCCGAACUGUGAAGGGCUGGAGGCCCCGGCGGCUAGGAGGUGGCCUGGGUGGUACCAGAAGAGGUGGGGCUGAUGUGAAUAUCCGGCAUUCAGGCCGCGAUGAUACAUCCCGCUAUGAUGAGAGGCCCGGGCCUUCCCCGCUUCCUCACAGGGACCGGGACCGGGACCGCGAGCGGGAGCGCAGAGAGAGGAGCCGCGAGCGAGACAAGGAGCGGGAACGCCGGCGCUCCCGCUCUCGGGACCGGCGGCGGCGCUCCCGAAGUCGAGACAAAGAUGAGCGGCGGCGCUCCAGGGAACGAAGCAAGGACAAGGACCGGGAACGGAAGCGACGAAGUAGCCGGAGCCGGGAGCGGGCACGGCGGGAGCGGGAGCGCAAGGAGGAGUUGCGUGGUGGCGGUGGAGGAGGAGGUGGUGGAGGCGGUGGCGGCGGAGGUGGAGGCGGCGGUGGUGGUGGUGGCGGCGGCGACAUGGCUGAGCCUUCUGAGGCUGGUGAUGCACCUCCUGAUGAUGGGCCUCCUGGGGAGCUUGGUCCUGAUGGCCCUGAUGGUCCAGAGGAGAAAGGUCGGGAUCGUGACCGGGAACGACGUCGCAGCCACCGAAGCGAGCGGGAGCGGCGUCGGGACCGGGACCGCGACCGGGAUCGCGAGCACAAGAGGGGGGAGCGGGGUGGUGAGCGGGGCAGGGAUGAGGCCCGAGGCGGAGGUGGAGGCGGCGGCGGUGGCCAGGACAACGGGCUGGAGGGGCUGGGUGGUGAUGGCCGAGAUCUGUACAUGGAAUCUGAGGGCGGUGACGGGUACCUCGCUCCAGAGAACGGGUAUCUGAUGGAGGCGGCGCCUGAGUGAAGAUGCCCUUGCUCUCCAGCUGUUUGGUGUGGACAAGCUCCUCCCCCGCCCCUCACUGUUAAGCCUCUUCCCAACCUUGGUCACCUCAGUUCACCCUCCAGGGGUAGGAGUUAAUUUGUUCUGGCCCUUUGGAUUUGAAAAUAAAAUUAAUUUCCUGUUGA